AUGAGCCAGGAGAGAAAGUUCGAGUUCUCCAAGCCGGUCUCGGCGCCGUGGGACAAUGCGCACGUCAUCCCUGCCGCCGGGUGGGAGCGCAUGAAGAAGGGUUUCCAACCGCAGCAGAUGGAGGACCGCUGGGUAAUUGUCCACGUCGUGGAACAUGACGACAGGGACAACAACAGCGGGAACGGGCAAGAUGCGAUCAUUUUUGCCAGGAGCUGGACACAAUUCCCUAUCGCGAAAAUCAUGGUUGUUCCCGCGGCAGACAGCGGCGAUGAUGGCAGUAGAAAGAUCGCAAAGAUUACCUGGGAAUCAGACCGGAGCAGGUGGAAUGUCAAGGAUGGGGAGAAGGAGGCCAAGGAGCACGUUGUGCGAUUUUCAGAGUCGUUCUUUGAGGUGUCCCUGGUAGAAGGGAUCGAGACUUCCUGA
This is a messenger RNA of Colletotrichum truncatum, 423 nucleotides long. RefSeq lists its product as uncharacterized. Lineage: Eukaryota; Fungi; Ascomycota; Sordariomycetes; Glomerellales; Glomerellaceae. The record is from RefSeq and is a predicted model, not a curated record.